This is a messenger RNA of Ochotona princeps (American pika), 4440 nucleotides long. RefSeq names its product phospholipase C beta 2 (gene PLCB2). The coding region runs from base 235 to 3693 and encodes 1152 amino acids. Gene Ontology annotation, molecular function: calcium ion binding; phosphatidylinositol-4,5-bisphosphate phospholipase C activity. The record is from RefSeq and is a predicted model, not a curated record. Gene Ontology annotation, biological process: phosphatidylinositol-mediated signaling; lipid catabolic process. The transcript is spliced from 31 exons. Lineage: Eukaryota; Metazoa; Chordata; Mammalia; Lagomorpha; Ochotonidae.
GGCAGAGCGGGAAGAGGCUGAUUUACAAGGCAGAUGGGCCUCUGGCUGCAGCCCUCAGCUCUGCACCCAGCCCCGGCCACCCCGUGGGCUAUAAGAGCACCCAGACUUCCGGACGGACCUGGGGCGGGUGCCAUGUGACCCGGGCCUGGGCGUCCCUCCUGCCGCCGGUCCUCCUUUCUCCCGCCUCCCGCCUGCCUGGGUCUCGCAGCCCCACCAGAGCGCCUGCUAGGGACCAUGUCUCUGCUCAGCCCUGUCCUGCGGCCCCCGCAGGUGAAGGCCUAUCUGAGCCAAGGCGAACGCUUUAUCAAAUGGGAUGACGAAACGGCAAUGGCCUCCCCGGUUAUCCUCCGUGUGGAUCCCAAGGGUUACUAUUUAUACUGGACAUAUCAGAGUAAGGAAAUGGAGUUUCUCGAUGUCACCACCAUCCGGGACACCCGCUUUGGGAAGUUUGCCAAGAUGCCCAAGAGCCAGAAGCUCCGUGAAGUCUUCAACAUGGACUUCCCUGACAACCAUUUCCUGCUGAAGACGCUCACUGUGGUGUCCGGCCCCGACAUGGUGGACCUCACCUUCCACAACUUUGUCUCCUAUAAGGAGAACGUGGGCAAGGACUGGGCCGAGGAUGUCCUGGCCUUGGCCAAGCACCCGCUGACGGCCAACGCCCCUCGCAUCACAUUCCUGGACAAGAUCCUGGUGAAGCUCAGAAUGCAGCUCAACCCUGAGGGGAAGAUCCCCGUGAAGAAUUUUUUCCAGAUGUUCCCUGCUGACCGAAAGCGGGUAGAAGCUGCUCUUGGUGCCUGCCACCUUCCGAAAGGCAAGAACGAUGCCAUCAAUCCAGAGGACUUCCCGGAAUCCGUAUUCAAGAGUUUCCUCAUGAGCCUGUGUCCUCGGCCAGAAAUAGACGAGAUCUUCACUUCCUACCAUGCUAAGGCCAAACCUUACAUGACCAAGGAACACCUGACCAAAUUCAUCAACCAGAAACAGCGAGAUUUGCGGCUCAACUCCCUGCUGUUCCCACCCGCGCGGCCUGAGCAGGUGCAGGGCCUCAUUGAAAAGUACGAGCCCAGCGGGAUCAAUGUGCAGAGAGGCCAGCUUUCACCCGAGGGCAUGGUGUGGUUUCUGUGCGGGCCAGAGAACAGUGUGCUGGCUCAGGACAAGCUGUUGCUGCACCACGAUAUGACACAGCCCCUGAAUCAUUACUUCAUUAACUCCUCACAUAACACCUACCUGACAGCUGGCCAGUUCUCGGGCCUGUCCUCGGCUGAGAUGUACCGCCAGGUGCUGCUGGCUGGCUGCCGCUGCGUGGAGCUGGACUGCUGGAAGGGGAAGCCGCCCGAUGAAGAGCCCAUCAUCACCCAUGGCUUCACCAUGACCACGGAUAUCUUCUUCAAGGAAGCAAUUGAAGCUAUUGCAGAGAGUGCCUUUAAGACCUCCCCCUAUCCUGUUAUCUUGUCUUUUGAGAACCAUGUGGACUCACCCCGCCAGCAGGCUAAGAUGGCUGAGUACUGCCGGACCAUGUUUGGGGACAUGCUGCUCACGGAGCCGCUGGAGAAGUUCCCACUGAAGCCAGGCAUCCCCCUGCCCAGCCCUGAGGAUCUCCGGGGCAAGAUCCUCAUCAAGAACAAGAAAAAUCAGUUUGCUGCUCCAGCAGCGCCCAGCAAGGAGCAUGCUGGGGAGGCUGGUCCACCCAGCAGCCCCACCAGCGAAGAUGCUGGAGUGUGGGUUGGAGAGGAGGUGGCUGAGCUGGAAGAGGAGGAAGAAGUGGAGGAGGAGGAGGAGUCGUUGGGAAACCUGGACGAAGAGGAGAUCAAAAAGAUGCAGUCGGAUGAGGGCACAGCAGGCCUGGAGGUGACAGCCUAUGAGGAGAUGUCCAGCCUGGUCAAUUACAUCCAACCUACCAAGUUCAUCUCUUUUGAGUUCUCUGCCCAGAAGAACCGCAGUUAUGUCAUCUCCUCCUUCACCGAGCUCAAGGCUUCUGACCUGCUCUCCAAGUCCUCGGUGCAGUUUGUGGAGUACAACAAGCGCCAGAUGAGCCGCAUUUACCCCAAGGGCACUCGCAUGGACUCUUCCAACUACAUGCCGCAGAUGUUCUGGAAUGCCGGGUGCCAGAUGGUUGCCCUCAACUUCCAGACUAUGGACCUACCCAUGCAGCAGAACAUGGCACUGUUUGAGUUCAACGGGCAGAGUGGCUACCUCCUCAAGCAUGAAUUCAUGCGCCGGCCGGACAAGCAGUUCAAUCCCUUCUCAGUGGACCGCAUCGAUGUGGUGGUGGCUACCACCCUCGCUAUAACGGUGAUCUCCGGGCAGUUCCUGUCAGAACGCAGCGUGCGCACCUAUGUGGAAGUAGAGUUAUUUGGUCUCCCUGGGGAUCCCAAGAGGCGCUACCGCACCAAGCUGUCCCCUAAUGCCAACUCCAUCAAUCCUGUCUGGAAGGAGGAACCCUUCAUCUUUGAGAAGAUCCUGAUGCCUGAGCUGGCCUCCCUCAGGGUGGCUGUGAUGGAGGAAGGAGGCAAAUUUCUUGGACAUCGCAUCAUACCCAUCAAUGCCCUAAAUUCUGGAUACCACCACCUGUGCCUGCACAGCGAGAGCAACAUGCCCCUUACCAUGCCUGCUCUCUUUGUCUUCUUGGAGAUGAAAGAUUACGUACCUGACACCUGGGCAGAUCUCACAGUGGCCCUUGCCAAUCCCAUCAAAUUCUUCAAUGCCCAUGACAAGAAGUCUGUGAAGCUCAAGGAGGCCAUGACAGGUGUGCCUGAGAAGCCCUUCUCAUGUGGGAGUUCAGUAGCUGGGCCAGUCAAGGCGCCAUCAGCCCCUAGCAGCAACGGGUCAGCAGAGCCGCGCACCGCCAGCCUGGAGGAGCUGCGGGAGCUGAAGGGCGUCGUGAAGCUGCAGAAGAGGCACGAGAAGGAGCUGCGGGAGCUGUUGCGGCGAGGCGCACGGCGCUGGGAGGAGCUGCUGCAACAGGGAGCGGCACAGCUGGCGGAGAUGGGCUCGCUGGGGCCGGGGGCUUGUGGGACCCGCAAGCUCGGCCCCAGCAAGGGCUCCCGCAAAAAGAGGUCUUUGCCUGGUGAGGAGACCCCCGGCGCCCUACCGGUAGAGGGCCCCGAUUGUGCGGACUCGCUUGUGCGGGAGCUGAAAGACCGGUUGCAGCUGGAGCUGCGCCGACAAGGCGAGGAGCAGUGCCAGUGUGUCCGGACGCGCAGGGAACAGCAGGCAGCUGAGCAAGUAGCCAAGAUGAUGGAGCUGGCCAGAGAGAAACAUGCCGCGGAGCUGAAGACCCUCAAGGAGACCUCAGAGAUUGACACCAAAGAGAUGAAGAAAAAGCUGGAGGCCAAGAGGCUGGAGAGGAUCCAGGCCAUGACCAAGAUCACCACAGACAAGAUGGCCCAAGAAAGGUUGAAGAGAGAGAUCAACAACUCCCACAUCCAGGAAGUGGUGCAGGUCAUCCAGCAGAUGACCAAGAACCUGGAGCGGUACCAGGAAAAGCUGGAGGAGAAGCAGGCCGCCUGCCUGCAACAGAUCCGGGAUAUGGAAAAGCAGUUCCAACAGGAGGCACUGGCGGAGUACGAGGCCAAGAUGAAGGGCCUGGAGACUGAGGUGAAGGAGCUGGUGAGGACCUGGAUCUUUCUGGAGCCGGGGCAGCCCAACGAGCAGGAAUCACGCCCAGCCCAGGAUGCCGAGGAGAGCCGCCUCUGACAUGCCAUUGCCUCCGGGAUGCUUAGCCAGGACACUCGGCCCCUUCCCGGUGCUAUGGCGGUACCCCACCUCAGCGCUCAGACCACAGGAAGAGGAUGUUUGGGGGUGCUUUGGCUAGCCCCUCCUCAGCAGCCAGGCCAGAGAAGGAGUGGGGAUCAGGGUAGAGACCAGGACAUCUUCCUUAAGCUGUGUUCUUGCUCCCCAAGAAACUCCCCACCUCUAGAUGAGUGCCACAUGGUGUUCAAGGGCAGAAGAACCUGGACUGAGAGGCGGGACACGGAGGUGCUGCCCCAUUAUGCCUGUUCUAGGGUACAGUGAUGCUGCCCACUACUUCCUCACCUGGAACCUCCACUCUAGCUCCUGUGGUUCAGGGAGAGCCAAACCCCAGACCCUCCACCCUACAGUGAGCAGCUGCCCGGCUCACCCAGAGUCCGUCUCCUCAUCAGUCCCUUGAGGCUGAGCCCUGAGCUACCUCCAGGCUCCCCAGGGAUGGCUGUCCUCCUGGGAUCCAGGCGGAGGCCACUUCCUGCCUGCGAAGAAUGUGGCUGGUAGUGAGGGAGGGCCCAGUUCUUGGGCACUCUCCCACCCUGUAUGGGGCUCACCUCUGUGCCUAGGUCUGGGAGUGGGUACUUGCUGACAUGUACCCACUCAGGCUGCCUGACAAGGGCAGCAUCAUGUUCCCUUCUGAAUUUAUGAGGUUUAUUUAUUUGUCUCCUUCCUAAUUUCCACUAAAGAACCCUGUCCCGA